Penicillium argentinense is the source of this 1623-nucleotide messenger RNA. Its product is annotated as cytochrome P450. The coding region runs from base 1 to 1623 and encodes 540 amino acids. Gene Ontology annotation, molecular function: heme binding; iron ion binding; oxidoreductase activity, acting on paired donors, with incorporation or reduction of molecular oxygen. The transcript is spliced from 6 exons. The record is from RefSeq and is a predicted model, not a curated record. NCBI's taxonomy places the organism in Eukaryota, Fungi, Ascomycota, Eurotiomycetes, Eurotiales, Aspergillaceae.
AUGAUUGUCGAGAAAAUUCGAGAGCUUCUUGCCCUCAUUCACGUCAGGGGAUCUUUUCCAUAUACUUCAUUCGAGUGCAUCAGCCUAGGUGCAUCUGUGCUUCUCCUACUGACAGUUCUGGCUUUGCUGCUUGUGGUCGACUAUGGCCGCAUGUUGUAUUUUCAUCUCAAGAUGCCACCAGGACCACUCCCGUUACCUAUCAUUGGAAAUACACAUCUCUUGCCCAGUGAGAAGCCAUGGAUAUACUUCGAAAGUCUCGCGAAAGAAUAUGCCAGCGAAAUUCUAGACAAACGUGCCGCGACCUACGCCUCUCGACCACGCAUGGUCGUUUUCAGCGAACUAGGUGCCGGUCAGUCUAAUAUGGUCAAUAUGUACUAUGGUGACAGAUGGCGAUUGCAUCGGAAGUUGACCCAUAUGGGGGUUGGUCUUCAGCAAGUCCGCAAUUACCGUGGCUUCCAGAACGACGAGAGUAAGGUCAUUGCGUUCGAUCUCCUCCGAGAACCGACGGAGUUCGUUAAGCAUUUCGAAAGGUAUGCAACGAGUGUUGUGUCCAUAAUUGGGUUUGGCCGACGUGUCGCUACCUGCACCGAUCCUAUCAUCACAGAGGUCAUUGCAGUCAUGCAACGAGCUGCUGAGCUGAAUGUUCCUGGGAAAAGCUUUCCGAUGCUGAUGGAGUCGUUCCCUUUUCUUGCAAGGUUCCCAAAUUGGAUGGCACCUUGGAAGCAGGGAUUAGGAAACGGAAAAGGGAGGGGCAGGCCAUUCUUUUACGCCCUGGCCGAAGAAGCCGCGACAAACCUAGAGACCAGACAGUGUUAUGCAAAGAAACUCUUCGAAGAAGGACCAAAACACAAUCUGUCGAGAAUGGAGAUCUCUUCCCUUUCGGGGAAUUUAUUCGGAGCUGGCAGUGACACGUCAAGCUCCACCCUAGUGACUUUCGUGCUUGCCUGCUGCGCCUUCCCUGAAACCCUUCCCAGCGCGUGGGAGGAGCUCGACCGGGUGGUGGGACCACACCGGAGUCCGACAUUCCACGAUGAGGCGGAGCUGCCGUACAUCAAAGCGUUUGUGAAGGAAGUGCUACGGUGGAGAUCGGUCGCGAUCAUAGGAGGCCAGCCACAUGCGCCGAUCAAGGACGAUCAUUAUAAGGGUUGGCUGAUCCCUCGUAAUACAUGGGUCCAGGGAAAUGUCUGGGCUAUUCACCACCACGAGCGGGAAUUUCCCGAUCCGGACCGGUUUAAUCCGCAUCGGUAUAUCAAGGGCAGUCCUGACGCCCGUCCGUUUCCUGGUGAGAAAGGUUAUAUGACCUUCGGAUGGGGCAGACGGGUGUGCAGUGGUCAGGGGUUGGCGGAACAGGGUACCUUCAUUACCAUUGCGAGACUGCUUUGGGGGUUUAGAAUCGAGAAGGCUUUGGACCAAGAGGGAAACGAGAUUCCCGUGGAUAUCUUUGACUAUACUAACGGCCUUAAUAUGCGACCCAAUCCUUUCAAGUGCCGAAUCACUCCUCGCAGCCCGGGGAUCCGUGCUACUAUUGACAGGGAAGGUCGACAGGCACUGCAGGACCUCUCCGAGUAUGACGGGGAUACCAAAUAUCGUAUGAGCACAUAUUACGCUACAGAGAAAUUGUGA